AUGGCAAAUGGCAAUGGAUCCGGCGGCUCCGUUUUCUGGAAGGACGACGAAAUAGUCGUCGAUCGUGAAGGCAUUCCGCACUAUACCGGCAAUAGGCCUGAGCUCAUGCGAGAAUACAGGAAGAGAGUCCUCUUUGCCUACAGCUCCUUAGAGGGCGAUGGAGACACAGAAGAGAAAGAGAAGAGGGACUUGAAAAAGAAGCAAAAGGCCUUCGCCAAGAAAUUGCUGAACGGUCUUCAUGGAGAAGCUUGGCGUGCUUGUCAGGACCUCAUCACAGAUAUGGCCAGGCUAUCGGAGGAGCGUGGUUUUCAGCAUGUUUUGUCAGCCCUGCAGUCGAUUGAGAAAGUGACCGUGAUCAAGAAGACCGAGCAGUUCGACCGCUUCUUUGAGCGGGGAUUCAGGAAGAGAGGACAGGCCUUAGAUGCAUACCUUCGUUCACGGAAGUUGGACUGGGCUGAGUUGCAGGAGCUUGAUAGUGAGACCAAGAUGUCCUCAGAUUUGCUGGCUUAUUUUGUUUUGAAGCAGAGUGGAUUGAGCAAAGAUGACAGGUAUGUCUUCUAUUUCGAUGCCUCGGACACCGUACCUGGACCAGCGUGUUGGAGGGGUGUUGCAAGAGUCAUUGGAAAAGAGGGCACACACACUGUUUGGAUAGCGCAUCGCGGCAUUAUUCUUGCAGUUUCCCCAGAGCAUUUAGCCUUUGCAGACGACCAUGAAGUGCAGAACUGGAGUGUUGUUGGUUCAGAGGUUGAGCUUCUUGAUACACAACCAGCCGCGGGCGGCAACACCUUUGUUGAUCUACGGCAGCAACCCAAGCCAUCUCGAGAAGGCUAUGAACCAGAAGCCGGAGAGUUGGAAGAUUUGCCUAGACCACUUUUGGACCAGCCGAUGCCACAGGCUGAUGAGGAGCUCUAUGAACCGACUGACCCAGGGGAUCAUUUGGAGGCACCGCCCGUUGCGGAAGAACCAUUGGCACCAUCGUUAAUGCCACCAGCAGAGUCCGAAGACUUAUCUUCUGAUUCCCUGUCAAUGGCCCGAAUGAAAUAUGAAUCCGAAAGAGAUGCCAAGAAAGCCAUAAAGUCUUCAGAGUUCUUUGCAAAGAAGCGUGAAGAAAGACUUCAGCGCCAAGAAGAACGGAGACAGCGAUUUCAACAGUCAGAGGCGGCUCGACAGUUUGAAGCAGCUAGCAUUCCCAUUCCAAGAGCUGAGUAUGAUCCAGACGUAGACGACUACCAUCAGUCGGUUCCGUCGCCGAAGCGCUUGCCGGCGAUUUCGGAGGAUCCAGAUGCAGAUGCUCGUGAGAGGGAGAGCAAACGACUUCGCAGUGCAGAAGAGAUCACCUCAGCCGACGCACAAGCCAGUGGGUUGUUUGCGUGCGACCUUGUUUAUGAAAACGGUGUUGUGCAGAGAGCCAAAGGCGACGCUUGCGUGGGCGACCUUGUGCGCUUGAAGCAGUACUUGGCCCAAGCCAAGAGGGGAGCUGACUUCCGACUCCGUUACUGGUCGGAUGUGAACCUUAGGGAUGGAGUUUUGAUCUUGCUUGCAGAUUCCGGUCAUGCCAACGGCACUCCGGAGAAGGAUGAAAUUAUGCGUUACCGAUCGGUCGGUGGCUAUUUUAUCUUGAUAGCAAACAAAGAGAUCUUGGAAGACAAAGCAGCUCGUGCAAAUGUUUUGACCUUUUACAGCGGUCAGACCAAGCGUGUUUGUAGUUCGACCCUAGCAGCAGAGGCGUCGCAUCUUGCAGAAGCCGUUGAGUGCGGUGAUUGGUGUGCGUGUUUGUUGGAGGAAGCAUUGACAGGUGAUUUGAACUUGAAGGACUGGCCUAGCAUUAUCCAGCGUAGGGUUCGUGUAUAUGUCACCGACGCUAGAUCUGUUUAUGAUUACUUGCAGAAAGAUGCUACAAGCACUUCAACAGACAAGCGCAUGGCCAUUGAGGAGACGGUUAGGCAACCGAAUGCCUUAGUUCGUUGGAUCGAUGGUAUGCAGAACAUUGCCAAUGUUUUGACAAAAGCCAACGCUGAGAAGGAGACCUUGAAAGAGUUUCUUCGAAGUGGCCAAAUGUCAUUGGUACAAACCGAGGAGAAUAAGAUCCUCAAAGAGACCAAGAGAAGACAGAGGCAAAACAGAAAUGUUCAGAGACAUGCUGAGAAAGCAGCCAAACCUGCAGACCACCAGCGCAGAAGUCAGUUGGCCGCAGAGAUCCAAGCAGAUGACGACGACCAUUCCAGCUCAGGUCAAACAAAAGAAUAA
This is a messenger RNA of Durusdinium trenchii, 2247 nucleotides long. The record is from the annotation of a GenBank genome assembly. NCBI's taxonomy places the organism in Eukaryota, Dinophyceae, Suessiales, Symbiodiniaceae.